Molecule: messenger RNA, 3165 nt
Organism: Solanum stenotomum
Lineage: Eukaryota; Viridiplantae; Streptophyta; Magnoliopsida; Solanales; Solanaceae
Exons: 3
Coding region: 1-3165 (1054 amino acids)
Source: RefSeq, a predicted model, not a curated record
AUGGAUUUUGGAGAUAAAAGUUGGAUGAAUCUCCGAAGAUCCACCAAUGAAUAUAUUCAUGGAGUUAAUGAUUUUCUUGAUAAAGCAUUUGAACGAGCUUCCCAAGGAAAUGAAAUAUUAUGUCCUUGUAAGAAGUGCUUUAAUCGUAAUUGGCAUUGUCGAAAUAUGGUAGAGGAUCACUUAAUUUGUCAUGGAUUUGUUCAUGGAUACACCAAAUGGGUUUUUCAUGGAGAAGGAUUUUCCUCAAGAAAUACGCCACAUCCAACCAAUGAUGAAGAAACUUCCAACAUGCAUGAUGAUAUUGAUAGACUACUUCAUAAUACUUUUAGAAAUGUAGAAGAUGACCAGAGGCAUGAAGGAGUGAGAGAGGGACCAUCUGAAUAUGCAAAGAGUUUUUUUAAAUUAGUGGAGGAAGGGAAAGAAGACUUGUAUCCGGGGUGUAAGAAUUUUUCUAAGUUGAGUUUUACCAUCCGGUUAUACUUGUUUAAAUGCAUUCACAAGUUGACUGAUGUGGCCUUUUCAGAUUUGUUGGACUUGAUAAGAGAGGCAUUUCCAUUUGCUCAGAUACCCGAGUCUUUUUACAAGGCAAAAAAUGUCAUAAAAGAUUUGGGUCUUGACUAUGAGAAAAUUCAUGCUUGCACUAACGAUUGCAUGUUAUUUUGGAAUGACAAUGCAAAGUUAGAUAAUUGCUCUGUGUGUGGAGCUUCAAGAUGGAAGAAUGUUCGUAAUGACUUAACUAAUAAGGUCACUAAAAUUCCAGUAAAAGUUUUAAGGUACUUUCCUUUAAAGCCUAGGCUUCAGAGGAUAUUCAUGUGUUCUGAAACAUCUGUAGCUAUGAGAUGGCAUGAUACUGAACGACCUAAAGAUGGAAAUUUAAAACAUCCUGCAGAUGGUGAAGCUUGGAAGGAUUUCGAUUCCUUGUAUCCCGACUUUGCUAAUGAUGCUCGUAAUGUUAGAUUGGGUCUUUCAAGUGAUGGUUUCAAUCCAUUUAGAACUAUGAGCAUUUCCCAUAGCACAUGGCCAGUUAUGUUAAUGAACUAUAAUUUAUCACCAUGGACUUGCAUGAAGUCAGAGAAUAUUAUGUUGUCAAUGAUUAUUCCAGGUCCAUCGUCUCCGGGAAAUGAUAUAGAUGUAUACUUGCAACCACUGAUUGCGGAGUUGAAGGAACUAUGGGAAGUGGGAGUUGAAACAUAUGAUGUUGUAACUAAUCAAACAUUUCAAAUGCGUGCAGCUUUAUUGUGGACAAUUAGUGAUUUUCCAGCUCUAGCAAUGCUUUCUGGAUGGAGUACCAAGGGGAGAUGGGCAUGCCUCACUUGUAAUCAUAAUACUUAUUCGCAAUAUCUCAAACAUAGUCGUAAGAUGUGUUACUUGGGUCAUCGGGCGUUUUUACCUCCUGAUCAUCCAUUUAGAAGAGAUAAAAAAUCAUUUAAUGGUAAAGAGGAGCAUAAAGUUACACCUACUCCAUUAUCAGGGGUACAGUCCAAAGAUCAUAUAAAUUCUCGCUAUGACUUGUAUGAAAUGGGGAUACGUAAAGAGCUUCAACCUGUAAAAGAUUAUGCUACAGGAAAUAUCCAUCUAGCUAAAGCUUGUUUCUUUAUGAAACCAUCGGAGAAAAAGUUAUUUUGCACCGUUUUAAAAGAUGCCAAAUUACCAAAAGGGUGUGCCUCUAAUAUGUCAAGUCGUGUGCAAAUUGAAGAGAUGAAAGUAUCAGGAUACAAAAGUCAUGAUGCUCAUUUCAUAAUGCAUUACUUGUUCCAGGUUGCAGUCAGAAAAGUGUUACCAAAGAAUGUAUCUAUGGUCUUGAUUAGAUUGGGGAAUUUUUUUAGAGCCAUAUGUAGCAAGGUUAUAAGAAGAAGCGAUCUUGAUAAGAAGAAAGCAGAAAUCAUAGAUAUUGAAUGCGAGCUUGAAAAGAUUUUUCCUCCAUAUUUUUUUGAUAUAAUGACACAUUUGCCUAUUCAUCUAGUAGAUGAAAUUAAGCUUGGAGGCCCGACUCAUUUGCGUUGGAUGUAUUCUACUGAAAGAACUAUGUGUAACUUCAAGGGGUUUGUUCGUAAUCGAAAAAAUCCAGAAGGAUCAAUAGUAGAAGGUUUUUCAGCUGUAGAUUGUUUGAACUUCUGUUCGAUACACCUACCUAAUACGGUGAAGACAAGAUUAAGUAGGUAUCAAACGGAGGAUGAUGAGGACAUUCAAACAGAGGAAGGUGAUGUUUCACCUUUAUUUCCUAAGACAGGUCAUCCAAUCGGAAGUGAGAAUAUAAGGAAAGGCAAAUCUAUUAUCAUGGAGCAACAUGAGUGGUUUGAAGCACAUCGAUAUACUUUGUUCAAUACCGGAGAUGAACAAGUAGAGACAUUCAUCAAGGAACAUAAGAGUUUAAUUGAUAAUCAUACUAGAGGAAAUGCAUGGGUAAAAGCACGGGUCCAUAGUAGAGAAUUUGGUGAUUGGUUUAGGGACAAAGUUAAAAAUAUUGAAGUGUCCAAUCAUAUAAGAUGGCUAGCUAAAGGGCCUAACUUUGUGGCAAAAAGAUAUACUAGAUAUUUCAUUAAUGGAUAUCAAUUUCAUACGAAGAUUCGGGAUGCCCCUUGCAAAACUCAAAAUAGUGGAGUGACUUUGUCAGCAACAACAGAUAGUUUUGCUAGUGCUAGGGACCAAAAUCCCGUUGAUGGAAUGGUUAUCUAUUAUGGAAUUAUUCAGGAUAUCAUUGAGAUUGAUUAUUGGGGUUGCUUUAGUGUUGUACUUUUUAAAUGUGAUUGGUUUCAUAAUGAAGUCGAUGAAUAUGGAUUGACUCGGGUAUACUUCAAUAAAAAAUGUAGUACAGAUGAUCCUUUUGUACUAGCAUCUCAAGUGCAUCAAGUUUUUUAUGUGGAAGACCCAAUUGAGAAAAAUGUUUAUUAUGCAAGAAACAAAGUCCCAGUAGAUUUGUAUGAUUUGGAGGAAGAGAGUUGUCCUAAUAUUGAAGAAACAUUUUGGAGAGAGCCUAAUGAUGAUAUUGGUUCAUCAGAAAGAUUACUUGAUGUAGAUGUUAGAUGGUCGAGAGAAGAUCUCCCUGUUGAUAUCAUCGAUGUUCCUUCCAUUGCACAACAUUCACAAGAUGUAGCAAUGGAAACAUCGGAAGAGGAGGAUGACUUUGAUGAUACUGAUUGGGAUUGGAUGGAAGCUGAUGAUUGA